UUCUUUCAAAUUUUGACAUUUCACAAAAGCGUAAAUGACUGCAACUAUCAAUGACGAGAACCUUGUCCUUGAUUAUGAAGAGCUGGAGCAAAACGAAAACUUGGAGGGUGCCGAAGAAAGCAAAGAUAAAAGCUAUCACUUAUAUGGCAAUAGAGACAACAAGAACUUCAGUGACUUAAACUUGAAAAAAGAGCUGCUUGAUUCGAUCUCCAAGGUUGGUUUUGAAACUCCAGGGGAAGUCCAGGCUCAAUGCAUCCCAGAAGCUCUUCUCGGAGUUGACAUACUCUGUCAAGCAAAAUCAGGAAUGGGGAAGACUGCAGUUUUUAUACUGGCUACUCUGCAAUUACUUGAUAAAGAUUCUAAACCCCACAGUGUUUUAGUUGUAGCUCCCACAAGAGAGCUAGCAAUUCAGAUAAAGAAAGAAUUCGAAAGACUCGGUAGCGGCCUAAGUUUUAAAUCAAUGGUGUUCGUAGGAGGUGAACAUUUCAAGAAAGAUCUCAAAGCUUUGAACAAAGUCAAACCUCAUAUCAUCAUAGGAACACCAGGAAAACUCAAAGACUUGAUUCUCCACAAGGAUGGAAUCAAUGGAAAAAAUGUCACUCACUUUGUGAUAGAUGAGUGAGACUUGAUUUUAAAAGACUUAGAUGUCAGAGCCCAAGUACAAAGAAUAUUCAUAAGCACACAAACCCAGAAGCAGACAAUGAUGUUCACAGCUACUUUGCCUCCAGAUGUUUUAAAGGUAGCUAGGUUUUUCCUUGACAAGCAAAAAGAGAUCAUCAUUAAUGACAAGUACCUUGUGUUAGAUGGCCUUAAACUUCUGUACCAAGAACUUAAGGAGGAACAAAAGAUUAGAAGAACUGUUGAAGUACUAGAAGAAUACAAGUAUAACCAAGCAAUAGUAUUUGCGAAAAGUUGCAGAAGAGCUGAUGCCCUAUCAAAGGUUUUACAAGGUAACAAGAUUAAGACAGUAUGAAUGCAUGCAAAAAAGAGCAAAACUGCUAGGGACAAGAUUUUUAAGUCAGUUAAGAAAGGAGCAAAGAAAGUCAUCAUUUGUACAGAUGUGUUAGGAAGAGGUAUAGAUCUUGAGAAAAUAGAUUUUGUCCUGAAUUUUGAUAUGCCCAAGAGUAGUGAUGCAUAUCUCCAUAGAGUUGGGAGAGCUGGAAGAUUUGGUACAAAGGGACUCUCAAUUUCCUUUAUUUCCAGUGAAGAAGACAAAAAACUCCUAGAAGAAAUCCAGUCAAGAUUCACCGGAAAAGUAGAACAGAUACCAACAGAUUUUGACCCAUCUCCCUUCUUAGCCGAGGCUAAGCCAAAGGAAGGCGAAUAAUCCUUCUCUAAUACCACCUCUAAUUUUAA
Molecule: messenger RNA, 1356 nt
Organism: Moneuplotes crassus
Lineage: Eukaryota; Ciliophora; Spirotrichea; Euplotida; Euplotidae
Source: the annotation of a GenBank genome assembly